This is a messenger RNA of Pipra filicauda (Wire-tailed manakin), 7730 nucleotides long. RefSeq names its product calcium voltage-gated channel subunit alpha1 B (gene CACNA1B). The transcript is spliced from 51 exons. The coding region runs from base 436 to 7572 and encodes 2378 amino acids. Gene Ontology annotation, biological process: chemical synaptic transmission; calcium ion import across plasma membrane. Gene Ontology annotation, cellular component: voltage-gated calcium channel complex; neuronal cell body; membrane. Lineage: Eukaryota; Metazoa; Chordata; Aves; Passeriformes; Pipridae. Gene Ontology annotation, molecular function: high voltage-gated calcium channel activity; calcium ion binding. The record is from RefSeq and is a predicted model, not a curated record.
CCGGGCUGGGCUGGGCUGGGCACGGCGAGCGCUCCCGCGGCGGGCACGGCAGCAGCGCAGAGCCCCUUCCCAGCCCAGCCGAGGCACCGCGACCGCCGCGGCCGCCCCCCCCGCCGCCCCGGCCAUGAGGUCGGGCCGGAGAGACGGCACCUGUGCGGGGAGGUGAGCGGAGCCCCGGCGCCUUCCUCCUACCCCCGGGCAGCCACCGCGGCGGGGGAAGCGCAGGGGGUGGAGGAAGGGAAAGGGAUUUUUAUUUUUAUUUUAUUUUAUUUUAAUUUUAUUUUUUUUAUAAUACAUCAAUAUAUUUUUACUGCGAUCAAUCCCGAUCCCGCGACUGAAGCCCCCGGAGGGAGAAGUGCUGCGCGCUGUGAUGCGUCUUCCUCUCGCCUCGGCUGCCAGUUUGGAUUGUAGCGCCCGGCUCCGUGCACCGCGAGGAUGGCUCGGUUUGGGGAUGAUCUGCCGACCCGCUAUGGAGGUGGAGGGCCGGCCGGGGCUGGAAGAGGGAGCAGCCGGCAAGGUGGCCCCCAAGCCGGCCAAAGGAUGUAUAAGCAGUCGAUGGCUCAGAGGGCCAGGACUAUGGCUCUCUACAACCCCAUCCCUGUCAAACAGAACUGCUUCACAGUCAACAGAUCCCUCUUCAUCUUCAGUGAAGAUAAUGUUAUACGGAAAUACGCCAAGCGAAUAACAGAAUGGCCUCCAUUUGAAUACAUGAUUUUAGCUACAAUCAUAGCCAAUUGUAUCGUGCUGGCUCUGGAACAACACUUGCCGGAUGGAGACAAGACGCCGAUGUCGGAGAGAUUGGACGACACUGAGCCCUACUUUAUUGGAAUAUUUUGUUUCGAGGCUGGGAUAAAAAUCAUCGCUCUGGGGUUUGUUUUUCACAAAGGCUCUUACCUGCGGAACGGCUGGAACGUGAUGGAUUUCGUCGUGGUCCUCACAGGGAUUCUGGCGACUGCUGGCACUGAUUUUGACCUGAGGACGCUGCGAGCUGUGCGAGUGCUGCGACCCCUGAAACUGGUGUCGGGAAUCCCGAGCCUGCAGGUUGUGCUCAAGUCCAUCAUGAAGGCCAUGGUGCCCCUGCUGCAGAUCGGGCUGCUCCUCUUCUUCGCCAUCGUGAUGUUUGCCAUCAUCGGGCUGGAGUUUUACAUGGGCAAGUUCCACAAAACCUGCUUCUCCAACGAGACAGGUGAUGAGGUGGGAGAUUUCCCCUGUGGAGAGGAGCCCCCUGCCAGGCAGUGUGAGAGCGGGACCACCUGCAGGGAGUACUGGCAGGGGCCCAACUACGGCAUCACCAACUUCGACAACAUCCUCUUCGCUGUGCUCACCGUCUUCCAGUGCAUCACCAUGGAGGGAUGGACAGACAUCCUCUACAAUACAAACGACGCUGCAGGAAAUACCUGGAAUUGGCUUUACUUCAUCCCUCUCAUCAUCAUUGGCUCUUUCUUCAUGCUCAACUUGGUGCUGGGCGUCUUAUCGGGUGAAUUUGCCAAGGAACGGGAGCGGGUGGAGAACCGCCGAGCUUUCCUGAAGCUCCGCCGGCAGCAGCAGAUCGAGCGGGAGCUCAACGGGUACCUGGAGUGGAUCUUCAAAGCAGAGGAGGUCAUGCUGGCGGAGGAAGACAAGAACGCAGAAGAGAAAUCUCCUCUGGACGGGAGGGCCGCCUCGGAAGGGCCGAUCCACCAAGGCACGGCACCGGCAGAGACUAGCAGCGGCAGCAGCUACAACAUGUUGAAAAGAGCCGCAAUAAAGAAGAGCAAAAACGACCUGAUUCAUGCAGAAGAAGGUGAGGACCAUUUCACAGACAUUUGCUCCGUUGGGUCUCCCUUUGCCCGCGCCAGUUUGAAGAGCGGGAAGAACGAGAGCUCGUCCUACUUCAGGAGGAAAGAGAAGAUGUUCCGGUUCUUCAUCCGGCGCAUGGUGAAGGCUCAGAGCUUCUACUGGAUUGUCCUGUGUGUGGUGGCCCUCAACACCCUCUGUGUGGCCAUGGUGCACUAUGACCAGCCGGAGAAGCUCACCACUGCCCUCUAUUUCGCAGAGUUUGUUUUCCUGGGGCUGUUCCUUACUGAGAUGUCUUUGAAGAUGUAUGGACUGGGGCCAAGGAACUACUUCCACUCUUCAUUCAACUGCUUUGACUUUGGGGUCAUCGUGGGAAGUAUAUUUGAAGUUAUUUGGGCUGCAGUGAAACCAGGAACCUCAUUUGGCAUCAGUGUAUUGAGGGCACUUCGACUGCUGAGGAUUUUCAAAGUAACAAAGUACUGGAAUUCCCUGAGGAAUCUGGUGGUCUCCUUGCUGAACUCCAUGAAGUCCAUCAUCAGUUUGCUUUUCCUGCUGUUCCUGUUCAUCGUGGUCUUUGCUCUGCUGGGGAUGCAGCUCUUUGGAGGACAGUUCAAUUUCCAAGACGAAACUCCGACCACGAAUUUCGACACCUUCCCCGCCGCCAUCCUCACCGUGUUCCAGAUCCUGACGGGGGAGGACUGGAAUGCUGUGAUGUACCACGGGAUCGAGUCGCAGGGCGGGGUCCGCUCGGGGAUGUUCUCCUCCAUCUACUUCAUCGUCCUGACGCUGUUUGGGAACUACACCCUCCUGAACGUCUUCCUGGCCAUCGCUGUGGACAACCUGGCAAACGCCCAGGAGCUGACCAAGGACGAGGAGGAGAUGGAGGAAGCCACCAACCAGAAGCUGGCCCUGCAGAAGGCCAAGGAAGUGGCCGAAGUGAGCCCCAUGUCUGCAGCCAACAUUUCCAUAGCAGCUUUUGUAAAGCAAACUCGAGGUACUGUAUCUCGCAGCUCGUCAGUCUCCAGCGUAAAUUCACCCAAGCAGCAGAACUCCUCCAAAUCCAAGUCGGUCUGGGAGCAGAGGACCAGCCAGAUCCGGAUGCACAACUUCCGAGCCAGCUGCGAGGCCCUGUACAACGAGCUGGACCCCGAGGAGCGGGUCCGUUACGCCACCACCCUGCACAUCAGGCCGGACAUGAAGACCCACCUGGACCGGCCGCUGGUGGUGGAGCCCCGGAGCGAAGGCAGGAACAACAUCAACAAGCUGAGCCCCGGGGACGUGCAGGAGGUGCAGGAGCACCCCAAGGGCGGCUCUGCCGACGGGGCAGAAGCUCCGCGGAAGCACCACCGGCACCGGGACAAGGAGAAACAGGCGGAGCAGGAGAAGGGCGACGCGCCCAAGGAGGAGAGCGCGGAGACCGCGGCCGCCAACAAGGAGGAGCGGCACCGGCAGCACCGGAGCCGCAGCAAGGAGGUGGAAGGCGGGAGCAAGGAAGGGAAGAGCGAGCGGAACAGGGGGCAGGAAGGGGGGAAGAGGCACCACCGGCGGGGCUCGGUGGAGGAGUCGGGGGAGAAGGAGCACCGCAGGCACCGCACGCACCGGCACUCCACCGAGCGCCAGGGCAAGGACGGCAACGGCACCGCCAACGGCGCCCGCGGCGAGCGGCGCUCCCGGCACCGCGGAGGGUCCCGCUCCGGCAACAGGGAUGGGGAGCCCAAGGGGGAGAACGGAGAGGAGCCCCACAGGCGGCACAGGCUCAGGAACAGGGCCCUGUCCACGUACGAGUCGGUGGAGAAGGAGAACGGGGAGAAGGAGGCGGAGGCGGGAGAGAAGGAGCACCGGAACCACCAGCCCAAGGAGAACCAGGUUGAGCUGGAGGCCAGUGGCAGUGUGAGUGUCCCCGUGCACACCCUGCCCAGCACGUACCUGCAGAAGGUGCCCGAGCAGCCCGAGGACGCCGACAACCAGAAGAACGUGACGAGGAUGAUCCAACCCCCCCUGGACAAAACCACCACUGUGAACAUCCCCGUCACCAUCACGGCCCCCCCGGGGGAGACCACUGUCAUACCAAUGAACAACGUGGAGUUUGAAAGCAAAACAGAGGAGAAGAAAGACGUCGAUGACCUGACGAAAAAUGGGCCUAAACCAAUCCUGCCUUACAGCUCCAUGUUCAUCCUGAGCCCCACAAACCCGAUUCGGCGGCUCUUCCACUACAUCGUCAACCUGCGCUACUUCGAGAUGGUCAUCCUGAUAGUCAUCGCCCUCAGCAGCAUUGCCCUGGCUGCAGAAGACCCUGUCCAAGCUGAGUCACCCAGGAAUGACGCUCUGAAAUACUUGGAUUAUAUAUUUACAGGUGUCUUUACCUUUGAGAUGGUGAUCAAGAUGAUCGACCUGGGGCUGUUACUCCACCCUGGCUCCUACUUCCGUGACCUGUGGAACAUCCUGGACUUCAUUGUGGUCAGUGGGGCCUUGGUGGCCUUUGCCUUCUCGAGUUUCAUGGGAGGAACCAAAGGCAAGGACAUCAACACCAUCAAGUCCCUGAGAGUCCUGCGGGUCCUCAGACCUCUGAAAACCAUCAAGAGGCUGCCAAAGCUAAAGGCUGUCUUUGACUGUGUGGUGAACUCCCUGAAGAACGUCCUCAACAUCCUCAUCGUUUACAUGCUCUUCAUGUUCAUUUUUGCCGUCAUUGCCGUGCAGCUCUUCAAGGGCAGAUUCUUCUACUGCACUGACGAGUCCAAGGAGCUGGAGAAGGACUGCAGGGGUCAGUACCUCGAUUAUGAAAAGAAUGAGGUGGAGGCACAGCCCAGGGAAUGGAAAAAAUACGAGUUCCACUAUGACAACGUGCUCUGGGCUCUGCUCACGCUCUUCACCGUGUCCACGGGGGAAGGGUGGCCCACCGUGUUGAAGCACUCGGUGGACGCCACCUACGAGGAACAGGGUCCCAGCCCUGGCUACAGGAUGGAAAUGUCCAUCUUUUACGUGGUGUAUUUUGUUGUCUUCCCUUUUUUCUUUGUGAACAUCUUUGUGGCUUUAAUCAUCAUCACCUUCCAAGAGCAAGGAGAUAAAGUGAUGUCAGAGUGCAGCCUCGAGAAAAACGAGAGGGCCUGCAUAGACUUUGCCAUAAGUGCCAAGCCCCUGACCCGGUACAUGCCCCAGAACAAGCAAUCCUUCCAGUACAAGAUGUGGAAAUUCGUGGUGUCCCCUCCCUUCGAGUAUUUUAUCAUGGUCAUGAUCGCCCUCAACACCAUCGUCCUCAUGAUGAAGUUCUAUGAUGCUCCAGAAGCAUAUGAAGAAAUGCUGAAAUGCCUGAAUAUUGUGUUUACAUCCAUGUUUUCAAUGGAAUGUGUGCUGAAGAUCAUUGCCUUUGGUGUGCUGAAUUAUUUCCGAGAUGCCUGGAAUGUCUUUGAUUUUGUCACAGUGUUGGGAAGUAUUACUGAUAUUUUAGUAACCGAGAUCGCGGACACGGACAACUUCAUCAACCUCAGCUUCCUGAGGCUCUUCAGGGCAGCCAGACUCAUCAAACUCCUCCGCCAGGGCUACACCAUCCGAAUCCUGCUCUGGACAUUCGUGCAGUCCUUUAAGGCCUUGCCUUAUGUGUGUCUCCUCAUUGCAAUGCUCUUCUUCAUCUAUGCCAUUAUUGGCAUGCAGGUAUUUGGGAACAUUGCAUUAGAUGAUGAAACCUCCAUUAAUCGGCACAACAACUUCCGGACCUUCCUCCAAGCCCUGAUGCUUCUGUUCAGGAGUGCCACGGGGGAAGCCUGGCACGAGAUCAUGUUGUCCUGCUUGAGCAACAGAGCCUGUGACCCCCUCUCUGGCCUCACCAAGAAGGAAUGUGGCAGUGAUUUUGCCUAUUUCUACUUUGUGUCCUUCAUCUUCCUCUGCUCCUUCCUGAUGUUGAACCUGUUUGUGGCUGUGAUCAUGGACAACUUUGAAUACCUGACCAGGGACUCCUCCAUCCUGGGCCCUCACCACCUGGAUGAGUUUGUCCGGGUGUGGGCCGAGUACGACCCCGCUGCCUGCGGUCGCAUCAGUUACACAGACAUGUAUGAGAUGCUGAGACACAUGUCCCCACCUCUAGGCCUUGGAAAGAAAUGCCCUGCUCGUGUUGCCUAUAAGCGCCUGGUGAGGAUGAACAUGCCCAUCUCCCCCGAGGACCUGACCGUGCACUUCACAUCCACGCUGAUGGCCCUGAUCAGAACUGCCCUGGAGAUCAAACUGGCCUCAGGUGGAGUUAAACAGCACCAGUGUGAUGCUGAGCUGAGAAAGGAGAUCUCCCUGGUUUGGCCCAACCUCUCCCAGAAGACUCUGGAUUUGCUGGUGCCUCCUCACAAACCUGAUGAAAUGACUGUGGGGAAGGUCUACGCAGCACUGAUGAUAUUUGACUUCUACAAGCAGAAUAAGAACAGCAGGGAACAAGUCCAACCCCCCGGAGGCCUCUGCCAGCCUGGCCCAGUGUCCCUGUUCCACCCCUUGAAGGCCACCCUGGAGCAGACCCAGCCCACAGCGUUCAACAACGCCAAGGCUUUCCUGCGCCAGAAGAGCUCGGCCUCUCUCAACAACGGGGGUGCUCUCCCAGCCCCAGAGGGGGGGAUCAAAGAGUCCAGCUCCUGGGGGACCCAGCGCACCCAGGACGUGUUUUAUGAAACCAGGACCCCGGCUUUUGAGCGAGGCCACUCCGAGGAGAUCCCCAUCGAACGGGUGGUAGAAAUGAGGGAAAUCAGCCCCACAGUUGCCAAUGGAGAGCCCCAGCCAGGCCUGGAGAGCCAGGGCCGGGCGGCCUCCAUGCCACGCCUGGCUGCCGAAACCAAGAGGAGCAAAGCACGGUCGCCUGGGAGUUACCUGGCACCCAUCCCGGACACGAGUCCCAUGAAACGCUCCGUGUCCACGCUGACCCCGCAGCGCCCUCAUGCCAUGCACCUCUACGAGUACUCCCUGGAGAGGAUGCCCCCGGAGCAGGGGCACCACCACCACCACCACCGCUGCCACCGGAGGAAAGAGAAGAAGCAGAAGUCCCUGGACAGGGCCGCCCAUCACUUGGCCGAUGGACAGGCUGCCCAGGCCGGUGAGUCUUCUGGCAAGGACAAGAAGGAGCGUGGGCGGUCCCAGGAGAGGAAGCAGCACUCCUCCUCCUCCUCCGAGAAGCAGCGCUUCUACUCCUGCGACCGCUACGGCAGCCGGGAGCGCUCCCAGACCAAGUCUGCUGAGCAGAGCAGACCCACCUCCCCCAACGGGGGCCCAGAGCAAGGUCCACACAGACAGGGCAGUGGUUCAGUUAAUGGGAGCCCCUUGCUGUCGACAUCUGGUGCUAGUACCCCAUGCCGGGGUCGGAGGCAGCUCCCACAGACUCCACUGACCCCACGCCCCAGCAUCACUUACAAGACCGCUAACUCCUCGCCCGUGCACUUCACCAGUAUCCAACCCGGCCUCCCCACCUUCUCCCCGGGACGCCUGAGCCGCGGUCUGUCGGAGCACAACGCGCUGCUCCGCGGGGAGCACCAACCGCCCCCGCCGCCCGUGGCCCGCACCGGCUCCGACCCCUACCUGGGGCCCCGCGACGACGCCGACAGCCCCUCGCGCGCCGCGCCCGAGGACACGCUCACCUUCGAGGAGGCCGUGGCCACCAACUCGGGGCGCUCCUCAAGGACUUCCUACGUCUCCUCCCUGACCUCCCAGUCGCACCAAAUCCGCCGCGUGCCCAACGGCUACCACUACACGCUGGGGCUCAACACGGGCCCCGGCGCCGGCACCAGAGGACGUAGCUACUACCACGAAGCCGACGAGGACGACUGGUGCUAGCGGCCUGGCAGAGCCCUCCGCGGCGGGCGGGUUUAAUUAUGAUGAGUUUUAUCAUCUGGAAGGCCGGCGGGGCAGCCCCUGCCACGAGAACUGCUCUGCGCCCCCGGGGCCGGAGACGCUCCUGCAGCCUCUCUCCUCUCUUUGUUCUUUAUUUAUUU